AGUUGAUAAAAUUAGGGUUCAAAGUUAAAACGGCUCUUUCAUUCCUCACUUUCCGGCAGCCUCGUCACCCUCUUCCCAGUUCACACCCCUUUCCCUUUCUAGGGUUCACGCAGACACGCACAGAGCCACUGGCUAUUCUGCAACCGCCUCUUGUCCCACAGUCGCCACUUGCCGAUAACUUCUCUGUUCAACUUAAGGCCUCUCGUCGCACACUCGCCACAGUUUGAUUUGAAGAGAUUCUAUAAUCAAUAAUUAAAGAUCACGGAAUGGUGGGACUAUCUGUUGGAGAGAAGCAUUUUAUACAGGGAGGAAUUGCUCAAGACCUUCGUACAGAUGGGCGUAAAAGAUUAACUUAUCGCCCCAUAUCUGUUGAAACUGGAGUCAUUGCUCAGGCAAAUGGUUCAGCAAGAGUAAAGAUGGGUAAAACUGAAGUCAUAGCUAGUGUGAAGGCUGAAUUAGGAAGACCAAAUUCUUCAGCCCCUGACAAAGGAAAAGUUUCCAUAUACAUUGAUUGCAGUCCCACAGCAGCACCACAAUACGAGGGAAGAGGAGGUGAAGAAUUGUCAAUGGAACUCUCUGCAGCCUUGCGACAAUGUCUUUUGGGUGGUAAAACUGGAGCAGGAGCUGGAAUUAAUCUUUCAUCUUUGUCAAUUGUGGAAGGGAAAGUGUGUUGGGAUUUAUACAUUGAUGGUCUUGUGAUAAAUAUAGAUGGAAAUAUACUCGAUGCCUUAGGUGCUGCUAUCAAGGCUGCUUUAAGCAACACAGGUAUUCCAAAAGUCAAUGUUGCUUCAACUGCUCCUUCUGAUGAACAACCAGAAGUUGAUGUGAGUGAUGAAGAGUUUCUACAAUUUGACACAACUGCAGUUCCUGUCAUAGUUACUUUAACUAAGGUUGGGAGGCAUUAUAUAGUGGAUGCAACUUCAGAGGAGGAAUCAGAAAUGAGUUCAGCAGUUUCGGUUUCGGUCAACAGACAAGGACUGAUUUGUGGGUUGACCAAAAGAGCUGAAGCAACCAUGGAAGAGGAGUGA
Molecule: messenger RNA, 1028 nt
Organism: Lactuca virosa
Lineage: Eukaryota; Viridiplantae; Streptophyta; Magnoliopsida; Asterales; Asteraceae
Source: the annotation of a GenBank genome assembly